AUGAGGACUUGCCUGUAUGCAGUGCUUUGUACCUUGGUGUCAGGUCUUCCUCAGCCUGACAAAGUUGAGCAGACACCAGCCUAUGCAUCAGCUCUAAAAGGUGGUCAUGUACAUUUUAACUGUGGAUUUGUAACAACGUCUAGCAAUCCAGAUCUCUUUUGGUAUGUUCAACGCCCUGGUGAAAGCCCGCUGUUUAUUACACAGAGAAAUCUGUUUGGCAAGGAAGAUAGAGUACCUGGAACCAAGUAUUCUGCUAAACUGAACAAAGAGAACAAAUCUAUUGAUCUGAGAAUCUCUGGUGUCAGUUUCAAAAAACAGGCAAUGGAUUUUGGAAACCAAAGCACAGUUAAGAUGUUUUUUCUCAGUGGGUUUUCUCAGUCUUUACCUUUACAGGUGUCUUUCUUUGUAUUGUUUUUGGUUUUGUACUUAAUAACAUUAUCUGGGAACACUCUGAUUAUGGCUUCUGUCUACAUGGACUCACGCUUGCAGUCUCCAAUGUAUUUUUUCCUGGGCAACUUGUCAGUUUUGGACAUUUGUUAUUCCACAGUAACAAUUCCUAAAAUGCUAAGCAAUGUCAUUACAAACAGCAAGACUAUUACCUUCAACCAGUGCAUGUCUCAGCUUUUCUUUCUUCAUAUGUUUGGUGGCACAGAGUGCUUCUUACUGACUCUUAUGGCCUACGAUCGUUAUGUGGCGAUUUGUAAUCCGCUAAGAUAUCACACUAUUAUAAACCACACAUUUUGCUCAGGGAUGGUGGCAUCUACAUGGCUGGCUGGCUUCUUGCAUUCAUUCACUCAAGCAUUUCUGACAUACCAACUACAUUUCUGUGGUCCCAAUACUAUCAACCAUUUCUUUUGUGAUGUGCAUCCGUUAGCUGUGCUGGCCUGUUCGGACACUUCCUUCAUUGAUAUGUUUAUAAUAGCCAACAGUGGGAUGAUAUCUCUUGUCUGUUUUGUGAUAUUGCUCAUGUCCUACAUUGGCAUCAUUAGCACAGUCUUAAAAAUGCAGUCGACAGAAAGGAGAUUCAAAGCUUUUUCUACAUGUGCUUCCCAUCUUAUGGUGGUCACAUUGUUUUUUGGACCAUGUAUUUACAUUUAUUUGAGGCCUCCGAUAAAUUAUUCUGCAGACAAACUCAUUUCUGUGCUCUAUACUGUGCUGACCCCUUUACUAAACCCUAUUAUCUAUACAUUCAGAAACCAUGAAAUGAAGAGUGCACUUAAAAAAAUUCUAUGGGAAACUGUGCUCCAGGGUCCAAGAAAUUAA
Messenger RNA from Xenopus tropicalis (tropical clawed frog), 1263 nucleotides. RefSeq names its product olfactory receptor family 4 subfamily BU member 1 (gene or4bu1). Gene Ontology annotation, biological process: detection of chemical stimulus involved in sensory perception of smell; G protein-coupled receptor signaling pathway; signal transduction. The record is from RefSeq and is a predicted model, not a curated record. Gene Ontology annotation, cellular component: membrane. The transcript has 3 exons. Gene Ontology annotation, molecular function: G protein-coupled receptor activity; olfactory receptor activity. Bases 1 to 1263 code for a protein of 420 amino acids. NCBI's taxonomy places the organism in Eukaryota, Metazoa, Chordata, Amphibia, Anura, Pipidae.